AUGGAUAAAUUCCUAAUCUCGACCAAAUGGCUCCUGCUUCUGCUCAAUGUCGUCCUUCCUUGCCUUUGCCUGGACAACGGCCUCGCCCUCACGCCGCCAAUGGGCUGGAUAUCCUGGGAGAGGUUCAGGUGCGUCACUGAUUGCCGGGACUUUCCUGACCAAUGCCUGGACGAGAACCUGAUUAUGAAAAUGGCCGACUUGUUGUCCAGCGAAGGAUACUCGCAAGUCGGAUAUAAUUAUGUUAUCGUGGACGACUGCUGGUCGGCCAUCGAGCGCGUCUUCUGCCAUAAAUUCGAGGAUAAGGUCCUGAUUCCGAGCAAGGAGCGUUUUCCUCAUGGGAUCCCUUGCCUGGUCGAUAAAGUUCAUUCGUUGGGCCUGCUUUUCGGCCUUUACGCCGAUAUUGGGAACUACACGUGCGCCGGAUAUCCUGGUAGCGCCGGACACUACGAGACGGAUGCUUUCACGUUUGCGGAUUGGGGAAUCGAUUUUCUCAAAAUGGACGGAUGCCAUUGGCCUCCGGAAUGUCUUCCGCCCGAGUACAUGAAAUUCGGCCAGGCCCUAAACGAAACUGGCCAUCCGAUUGUCUACUCUUGCAGCUGGCCCUCGUAUCAGCAGGACGUCAAUAUGUCUCCCAAUUACGAAUUGGCUGCCGAAACUUGUAACAUGUGGCGAGGAUAUUUGGACAUCCAGGAUUCGUGGCAGUCGGUCGUCGAUAUCAUAGAUUAUUAUGCAUCCGUCCAGGAUGAUGUAGCCCCAAGGGCAGGUCCUGGCCAUUGGAAUGAUCCUGAUAUGCUUCUGGUCGGCGGAUAUGGCCUUAGCCCGGACCAGGCCAAGGCGCAGAUGUCGGUGUGGGCCAUCAUGGCGGCGCCACUGUUGCUCUCAGCCGAUUUGAGAACCAUGACGGAGCAGAACAAGGAAAUUGCCAUGAACAAGGGUGUAAUAGCCGUUGACCAGGACAAGUUGGGUAUUCAAGGUAGAAGAUUGUACGAAAAACGAGGUCUAGAAGUUUGGACGAGACCUAUUUUGCCAGUCUGGGAUCGUUAUAAAAGUCUCGCCAUUGUCUUUUUUAAUAGAAGAUUCGACGGAACCCCCUCGCAAAUGACGGCAAGCCUGAAGGCCCUUGGCCUUUAUUCGCCCCACGGGUAUCGUAUGAAGGACCUUUGGACGGGCAACGUUCAUGCCGAGGUCGUGCCUUGUAAUUCGGUGAUCAAGGUUCGGAUCAACCCUACCGGUGUGGUGAUGCUGAAGGCGAGGGUGAUUUUACCCUACAAGGAGGGCGAGGAGCUGGAUGAGGAGGAGGACGAAGGCAGCCAAGAUAUGACCGAUUGCUGCCCUUAUCCGAAGCCCGAGAAUAUGACAUGCAAUAAAUGCGACUAUACCAAUCGUAAGAAAGGUUCCCGAAGUAACAUUGUCGAUGCGAUAGAAUACGAAGAAGACGACGACGAUAUUGAUUGGGGAGAGGGGAUGGAUUAG
Ctenocephalides felis (cat flea) is the source of this 1473-nucleotide messenger RNA. RefSeq names its product alpha-N-acetylgalactosaminidase-like. Gene Ontology annotation, cellular component: cytoplasm. The record is from RefSeq and is a predicted model, not a curated record. NCBI's taxonomy places the organism in Eukaryota, Metazoa, Arthropoda, Insecta, Siphonaptera, Pulicidae. Gene Ontology annotation, biological process: glycosylceramide catabolic process; glycoside catabolic process; oligosaccharide metabolic process. The transcript has 7 exons. Gene Ontology annotation, molecular function: alpha-galactosidase activity. Bases 1 to 1473 code for a protein of 490 amino acids.